GUCCCUCGGGAAAGCUCGGACUGGACUCUCGGACCCUGAAUCCCUGCAGUUUCCAGAGCUGCCUGAAAAGGAUGUGACCCCGACUCGGAAGUUUUCCAGGAGGCCAGCCCGCCACGGCCCCACCACCAUGCCAGCCAAGACCCCCAUCUACCUGAAGGCGGCCCACAAGAAGGGCAAGAAGUUCCGUCUUCGGGACGUGCUGUCCCCCGACAUGAUCAGCCCCCCGCUGGGUGACUUCCGUCACACCAUCCACAUCGGCAGGGAGGGCCAGCGCGACGUCUUUGGGGACAUCUCCUUCCUGCAGGGCAACUACGAGCUGCUGCCUGGGGCCCCCGAAGAGGCUGCCCAUGGUCCCACACUCCCCGGCCAUGAGUUCUUCCGGGCCAAUAGCACCUCCGACUCGGCCCUGCCUGAGACUCCGUCUCCAGUGCUCAAGAACGCCAUCUCGCUGCCCAGCAUCGGGGGCUCCCAGGCACUCAUGCUGCCGCUGCUGUCACCUGUCACCUUCCACACCCGGCAGGAGACUCUGGGCCUCUCCAGGCUGGGCUGUGCGCCCUCUGCUCGCCCACAGGCCCCUCCACCUGGCCAAGCCGCUGACGUGUCCUGGGCCUCCAGCGGCUCUGCAUCCCAGUCCAGCCAGGGCCGGGACAGCCACUCGUCCAGCCUGUCAGAACAGUACCCAGAUUGGCCCGCAGAGGACAUGUUUGACCCCCCGCCACCACCUCCUUGCCCACUGAGCCCCGGAAAGGCCCCGUCCCAGACGUCACUCUCCGACCUCACAGGCUCACUCCUGUCUCUGCAGCUGGACUUGGGGCCCUCGCUCCUGGACGAGGUGCUGAAUGUCAUGGAGAAGAACAAGUAGCCCCCAGAACUCCGUGAACCCCAGGACACCCCCUUACCGAGUGCCGGGGGACUGAAUUGAACACUGAGCUCCGUGACCAUGUUGUUGCAGCUGUGCUGGGUCUCCUCAGAGAAUGUUCUGGAAAGACCCUUUUUUUUUUU
Molecule: messenger RNA, 1002 nt
Organism: Suncus etruscus (white-toothed pygmy shrew)
Lineage: Eukaryota; Metazoa; Chordata; Mammalia; Eulipotyphla; Soricidae
Gene: CDC42EP3
Product: CDC42 effector protein 3
Exons: 1
Coding region: 128-862 (244 amino acids)
Source: RefSeq, a predicted model, not a curated record